UUACGAAAUUGCAUGUCUGUUUUUCAUUACUUGUUUUCAACUAGUGAUCACACGUCACGCGAUAGGCGCGCUUAUCGCUGUACUUUUCGCAUCAGUACGGUGUUUGUAUUUACAGUUGCAACGUUUAAGUCUAUUUACAUGAGAUAUUCUUAAGAGUGUUUCUAGAUAUUAGUUUUAAAUGCCUUGGAGCAUUUGCACGUCUCACUGCGGAAGCGCCUGGAACGUGCGAGGAAAAUAAACACUUAAUUGGUUAAAGUUCCGGUGCAUUGCCUCGUUCGCAAGCUACGUCAUCUCGAUUCAUCACAAUAAACACUGUUAACGAUGAUUGGUUCAUCGAUGACGUUUCGAGUCAACGAUCAUAAUUUGAUUCUAUUCGGUAACUUUUUGAGAACUAUGUACAUACAUACGUCAAAGUAGGGAGAGUAACGUGGAAUGAAUCAUCGUCGAUGCGCGCGCAGAGUAAGUACGGCUGUUCGUCGUCUCUACGCGUUGCGAGUUGCGAGCUCGUGUUAGACGUCGAAGAAACGGAAAUGUUGACAGACGUUUAAAGUUACAACGAAAACCAUCGUCUUAUUCAACUUGCAUCGUAAAACGUAUACAUUUCGUAUGUUUUCGAAUGCACGACAUAUCGAAUCAUUUCGGAAGAAUCGUAAAUUUCUUUUAUAUAUUUUCGCAAGACUAUGGAGAAUGAACAACGGCAUUAUGAAUUACGAAGUGGAAGUAGAUCACGCUCCAGAACUCCUUUGGUACAAAGUAGUACAACCACGAUCGAGCCAGAAACUUUAGAGCAUCAUUAUCACUUGAGAAAUCUAAGUCGGGAGAGAUCUCGUACUCCUGGAGAAAUUGCAAAUGUUAAAAGAUCUGGUAGAAUAUUAUCUGGUAGUGGCAGUAAAACAAACGACCAAAAUGUGGGGACUAUAACAGAAACAAAAAAAGAAAUUGUUACGGUCGAUACAACGUUGGGAAAUAAAAGUAAGCACGUUGAAAACUCUUCGUUCUACACAAAGAAAGGAGAACGUCGAUCCGAACGGCAAAAAGCAAAAAAGAAAAUAUUUGCAAAUGGUCAAACCGACAACAAAGAAGAUUCGCUUACACAUAAAAGCGAAAAAGGCGAUAAAAGUAUCUUCCUACAUAGGACUUUCACUAGCAACUAUUCUUCAGAGGAAACAGAACAAGAAGAUACAUCGCACAAACCAUGUUCUGCACAUGAAAUCUAUAAACAAGCUGGUGAUUGGUGGGAUGUAUUUCCUAAAACGGACUACACCUAUUCAGAAAAGUCCAAAUGUCGUUACGAAAUAGCACCAGGUAUACUGGCAAUGCCCAAUAUGUCCCGACGCUCCAUCCAUUCAAACACAGACAAUUCUAAUCAAUUUUUGUGUACUCCGCCUGAGAAUGAUACGUGUGAAACAACAACAAAUAUUGAAAAAGAGAAGGAAACAAAAACAAAGAAUUCAACCCUCAAUGAAUUUUAUGGAUCACAUAUACCGAAACCGGAUAAAGCCAAGGUUCAAUACACAAAGAAGCAUGUGGAACAGUACCAUCAUCACAGAGAAGUAAUUUAUGCAGAACCUGAUAGUUUAACGAAUUUACGAUCAAGGUUUGUUAUGUAUUUAAAAUUUACUUGUACAACAAAAACAAUUUCAAAUAACUAUAACCAAAGAAACAAAAUGGUGCAACGAUUUAUGAAUUUUGUAUCAAUCAUUGUUUCAUGGUUUAGCAAAUUCCUUGAAUUUCUAAAGCUGAAGACAGUUAAAAGAAGAGAAUAUUAUGCCACUUACGAAUAUAAAGAAUAUGAAUCUAAAUACUCGAAAAUCUGGAAAUAUGUCGAUCAUUGUUUGCAAUAUGUUUAUCUCUUUAUGGUUAGAGUGUUCUUCUUUGAUUCGUGGUUAUUGAGCCACGUAUCCAAUGCUAGAAGAUGGAUACACCAGAGAAACCCAAAGAUUUUUUGGCUUGCUUCAUUGCCACUGCUUCUUCUUACUGGAACUUACAUCGUGCAAAAACAGUCCUUUAUCAGUCUGGAUUCUCUGCGAAAUAUUCCCUACGAUGUCACUGAGACGAGCAAUCGCAUCUUUAACGAUAUUAUCAGCUUAUCGAUUUCCCAAAGCGAUUUAUUCGUUCAAUAUAUAAAAAAACUUAAAGACUUGUCGUUAUAUUUCGUGCCCGGUGUGAACGUGUCUUCACCCGAGAUGCCUUAGCAUUGUUUAGAAUUUGAUCGCUUGAAGAUUUUUUCAUUUGUCGUUUAUAAUUUACUUUAUACGUAGUUUCUAGUAACGCUGGACUUGGUUGAACUUGCUUUAUUAUGCGUAUUAUGCGUAUAUGUAACGUAGCAAGUAUACAUAUGAUAUAAUAUACAUACGUAUAUAUGUACGUAUCAUAUAUGCAUCGUAAUGCAUAACUGAUUUUUCGUAAUUAUUAAUGUUUGCUAAUACUAAUAUUUGCUGAUAACAAAUUACACACAUCGCAUUUUCAAAGUAGAAAAUUGUAAUUGGUACCGAGAAAUAUUGCCACGUUAUGUUUUUGAUAUAUUUUGUACGUUAUAUCUUAUUGGUAGUCAUUCUAUAUAUUUACGACGGAAAGUAAGUAAUAAUUACGUGCAAAAGUUAUCUUUACGUAUGCCCGAUGCUAUGGUAUCUGUGAGAGCACGUUCAUACGUCGUUCGUAGAGACAGAACAGUAAUUGGUCGUUCGUAACGUAACGUUGUCAAUAUAAAACAAGAAAAUGUAACCAAAUGGUUAAAUUUAAUAAUGGGAGAAGGAUAGAGGGAGUAGGAUUCGUUCAUUGACAGUGUAAAUAAAUUAGGAUAUUCGUGCUUCACGAGGAAUAUGGAUAUAAUCUAUCUCUAUAUCUCGAUAUCAUCGGAAUGGUUGGUGGUGUUUACUACAUUUUUCAACUUUGUUUCCUCUCACCAAAGUAAUUACACGGCAAUUUGGAGUUGGAGUUGGACCGGAGUUAGUUCCGAGUGAUAAACCGUUAUUUUUAAAGUGGGAAAUGUUUAGGAAAGGAGAUAAUCUUGAAUCGAUCACCGAAAAAUUACACGAUAGAAUCAAUAAUUUAGAGGAUCGAACUAUCGAACAGUCUAACGAGAUAUUAUUAUUGGAGAAGAGAAUGAAAGAAUACAAAUUAGAUGAUAUAUACUCUCAAGAAAUUAAUAUCAUUAAAUCACAGUUGGAGAGACUGAAAGAAUUUUAUUCAGAGUUAAAAUCGUGUUGUAACACACGUACAAAUCGUAUUAGCAGCGAAGAUCUGGAAAAACGAAUUCAAAUGGCCUUUGCCGAUUAUUUCGAUAUUUCAACGUCGAGAAGAGAAAAAGUUCACGAUAAAUCGUGGAUCGUUAACGAUAACGAUAACGAUAACGUUGUAACGGAUGACCGUGUGCGCGAAAUAGUUAAGGAAGCUAUAAAAAUAUACGACGCGGAUAAAACUGGACGCGUGGACUAUGCUUUGGAGUCUGCUGGUGGUCAGAUUAUCAGUACACGUUGUACGCAAAGAUACGAUACGAAAACUAGAGUAGUCAAGUUAUUGGCUUUUACCCUAUAUCAUGAAAAUAAUAAUCCUCGUACAGUGAUACAAGGAAAUCCAAUACAACCAGGUGCUUGCUGGGCAUUUCAAGGCUUUCCAGGAUAUUUAUUAAUUAAGUUGCGAAGUUCUAUUUACGUUACUGGAUUUACCGUGGAACACGCACCGAAAUCAAUUUUGCCCAACGAAGAAAUGAGAAGUGCUCCUAAAAAAUUUAACGUUUGGAAUACAACGAUCGAGACACCAUACGAAUAUGUGGAAUUAAGAAUACAUAGUAAUCACGGGCAACUUGAAUAUACGUGUUUGUAUAGAUUUCGUGUACACGGAAAAUCGAUCUAAAUUAUCUUUCACUGAAAAUUCAAGUGCAAGUAUUUCGAAUAUUGUAAUUGUAAUAAGAAUGGAUUCGCAAUUUGAUUCAUAUCAAAGUUAGUGAAGAAAGCAAGUGAACAAACGAAUGCACGAGUCGACAAUUCGUGGGUAGUGGAGAAUGGUUCAAGGAAAAUUGGAUGAGAGAAAGUUAUUGCAUGUUGUGCCUUCAAUUACUAUUACUCGAUGUAAUAACAGUAACCACUGCGAUCUAGAGAGAGAGAGAGAGAGAGAGA
Heterotrigona itama is the source of this 4118-nucleotide messenger RNA. The record is from the annotation of a GenBank genome assembly. NCBI's taxonomy places the organism in Eukaryota, Metazoa, Arthropoda, Insecta, Hymenoptera, Apidae.